AUGCCGCGCCUACUGCCACGCGACGGCGCGUUUUUGUCUUUCACUUGGACCACCGUCUUUUACUUCCUUGUACUUAUUGUGCCUCUAGCUUUCUUUGGCACCCCCACCAACGCUGAGGUGGUAGAGGAGGAAAACUGGGGAUCUAUUAUUGGUAUUGACUUGGGAACCACCUAUUCUUCUGUCGGUGUGAUGCAGAAUGGCACGGUCGAGAUCCUAGUCAAUGACCAAGGAAAUCGACUUACCCCAUCGUACGUCGCUUUUACGGAGAAGGAGCGUCUGAUUGGUGACGCCGCGAAGAACCAAUACGCUGCCAACCCACACCGGACCAUCUUUGACAUCAGGCGUCUGAUUGGUCGUAAGUUUGAUGACAAGGAUGUCCAGAAAGAUAUCAAGGCCUUCCCAUUUCAGGUCAUCAAUAAGGAUGGCAAGCCCCACGUCAAGCUCGACAUCAACAACUCCCCUAAGACCCUGACCCCAGAGGAAGUAUGCGCCAUGGUCCUAGGCAAGAUGAAGGAUAUCGCUGAGCGCUACCUAGGCGAGACAGUCACUCACGCUGUUGUCACGGUCCCCGCCUACUUCAAUGACGCGCAGAGACAGGCUACUAAGGAUGCCGGUACUAUUGCCGGCCUCAAAAUCCUCCGGGUGGUCCAUGAACCUACCGCCGCCGCUAUCGCCUAUGGUCUGGACAAGAUGGGCGAGGGCGAGCGUGAGCGCUUAGUCAUUGUCUACGACCUGGGUGGUGGGACCUUCGAUGUUUCUCUCCUGUCUGUCGAGGACGGCGUCUUUGAGGUCCUAGCUACCGCUGGAGAUAGCCACCUUGGUGGUGAGGAUUUCAAUCACCGCGUGAUGGACCACUUCAUCAAGCAGUACAACAAUAGGAACAACGUCGAUGCCACUAAGGACCUUAAGGCCAUAGACAAGCUGAACCGUAAGGUUGAAAAGGCUAAGCGAACGCUUUCCUCGCAGAUGUCCACUCGCAUUGAAAUUGAGGCCUUCUACAAUGGGAGAGAUUUCUCUGAGACUCUUACUCGGGCCGAGUUUGAGGAACUGAACAUAGAUCUGUUCAAGAAGACCCUGAAGCCUGUGGAGCAGGUGCUCAAGGAUGCUAAGGUCAAGAAAUCCGAGGUUGAUGACAUUAUUCUUGCUGGUGGUUCUACUCGUAUUCCCAAGGUUCAGUCUCUUGUGGAGGGGUUCUUCGGUGGCAAGAAGGCGAGCAAGGGUGUUAAUCCCGAUGAGGCUGUCGCUUUUGGUGCCGCUAUUCAGAGUGAUCGGCUCGCUAAUGAUGAUGGUCAUCUACCUCAAUAUCUUAUGGAAGUCAACCCUCUGACACUGGGUAUUGAGACCACUGGAGGUCUAAUGACUAAGCUCAUCCGCCGUAAUAGUGUCAUUCCUAAUCGCGAGUCGCAGAUUUUCUCAACUGCGGCCGACUACCAGCCUACGGUCCUGAUCCAGGUGUUUGAGGGCGAACGGUCGAUGACUAAGGAUAACAACUUGCUUGGCAAGUUCGAGCUGACCGGUAUCCCCCCGGCGCCGCGUGGUGUCCCUCAGAUCGAGGUGUCGUUCGACCUCGACGCCAACGGUAUUCUCAAGGUCAGCGCUAGCGACAAGGCUACUGGCAAGGAGGAGUCGAUAAGAAUCGCUAAAGACAAAGGUCGUCUGACCCAGGAGGAGAUCGAGCGCAUAGUAAUGGAAGCCGAGGAGUUCGCUGAGGAAGAUAAGUCGAUAAAGGCUAAGAUCGAGGCCCGCAACAGACUAGAGAAAUACAAAUUUAGCCUGAAGAACCAGGUCAACGACGAGAAGGGCCUGGGUGGCCAGAUCGAUGAGGACGACAAGCAUGCUAUUGCUUCUACUGAGGACUUCGAGGCUGAGAACUUCGAGGCUGAGAACUUCGAGGAGCAUAAGGAGCAGCUCCCUAGUGUUGCCUACCCGAUCAUCAGCAAGCCCUGCGAUUCUGCCCUAGAGGACGACGAGCCGCUCGGCCAUCACGAACUUUAA
This is a messenger RNA of Penicillium riverlandense, 1995 nucleotides long. Its product is annotated as heat shock 70 family protein. Gene Ontology annotation, biological process: cellular response to unfolded protein; endoplasmic reticulum unfolded protein response; protein refolding. Gene Ontology annotation, molecular function: ATP hydrolysis activity; ATP-dependent protein folding chaperone; misfolded protein binding. The record is from RefSeq and is a predicted model, not a curated record. NCBI's taxonomy places the organism in Eukaryota, Fungi, Ascomycota, Eurotiomycetes, Eurotiales, Aspergillaceae. Bases 1 to 1995 code for a protein of 664 amino acids. Gene Ontology annotation, cellular component: cytoplasm; endoplasmic reticulum lumen; endoplasmic reticulum chaperone complex. The transcript has 3 exons.